AUGCCUCUCUCGAGUGGUGGGUAUCAACAGGCUGCUGGUGGACCUGGUGGGCUUGUGGGUCACUGGGAAUCAGUUCGCGGGCUUGUUGACGGUGCCAAAAGCCCUGAGAUCCCGUCAUUGGAAGAAUCCCACCACCUGCUGGAUCAAUUUCUGUACUACCUGGGGGUGAGCCAGCACUUCUUUGACCCGCGUUCGUUUUCGGACUCUAUGGUACUUUUUUUCCAAUCGCCCGAGACCCGGGAACAACAGAAACGGACGACUUGGUUUACAGAGUAUCUUCUCGUCAUGGCCAUGGCGAAGCUCAUGGAUGUUGACCAGGCUGCGUCUCAGCCACCGGGGUCAGAUCUGUUUGCGGAGGCGCUGGGUCGUAUUCCCCCGCUGCAAAACCUUGGUGAAGAGGGCGUGAUUGCGGUGGAGAUCCUGACAUUGGUUGCCACAUAUCUACAAUGGUGUGAUCGAAAACACGACGCAUACCUUUAUGUAUGUUCGCUUCUUCGCCGAGUUCACUCUAUUUAUUGA
Messenger RNA from Penicillium daleae, 519 nucleotides. RefSeq names its product fungal specific transcription factor domain-containing protein. The transcript has a single exon. Bases 1 to 519 code for a protein of 172 amino acids. The record is from RefSeq and is a predicted model, not a curated record. Lineage: Eukaryota; Fungi; Ascomycota; Eurotiomycetes; Eurotiales; Aspergillaceae.